This is a messenger RNA of Entamoeba invadens IP1, 313 nucleotides long. RefSeq lists its product as hypothetical. Lineage: Eukaryota; Evosea; Mastigamoebida; Endamoebidae. The annotation marks the transcript as partial. The transcript is spliced from 2 exons. The record is from RefSeq and is a predicted model, not a curated record.
AUGGAAGAGUUGAAUGAGACUCAAAAAAACAAAACAGGUUUAAAACAUAUUUUGUACAGUUUUAUAAUUAAUUGUCAGCAAACCAAACGUGUCGAACAAUCGAAAAGACAAUUUGUUUUAAAACAUUUAAAUAAAAAUAAAUUAAUUUGGGUAUAUAAACGCUUUUAUCAACUUGAUUAUCAUUCUAUGAGAACUUUAAUCUUCUUAUCAUUUACAGUAUUUACUGCUUUUUCAAAUGAAUGUAAACCACCUGUUAAAAAUUGCCAAUCAUGUAUGAUGGAUGAUCCAACAAAAUGUGAAAGAUGUAAUGGAG